Cladocopium goreaui is the source of this 1029-nucleotide messenger RNA. Lineage: Eukaryota; Dinophyceae; Suessiales; Symbiodiniaceae. The record is from the annotation of a GenBank genome assembly.
AUGCUCCAGAAAAUUGCCUCCUGCCCAGGUGCCAAAGGCGCAGAGAGCAACUAUCACUUUCCAACAACGUCAGUGCAUUACAAGGAGCAAAGAAAUGUUGAGCAGUGCCAUGUCACAAGGGGGGAUGAAAGGAAUGACAGAAGACUGCCCGCGACGACCAUUCAGAAUCGAGGCACUUGCUUUUCUGCCACACAACUGUGGGGCAACACCGGCCUGGUGGCAAAGCUGGGUGUUCCUUGCCUCUCUUUGCAUCCUCUGCACCUGGACCGAGAUGUCUUGACAGUCGUCGUGGAGAACCCGAUCUCUGGCGAAAUCAUUGUCACAUUACCUGCGAUAUCCAGAGUGGAGCGUUUGGCUGAACUACAGAAGCGCCUUCCUUGCGACGAUUUGCACUCCCAGUACAAGUUCAUGUGUGAGGCAGUCAGCCUUCAAGAUCUCCUAGAUUCCGAAGCUCAGGGUGAACUCAGACUCCAAGCCUUUCGUGUGCAUAGGUCAUUGCUCUUCGACCGUGCGACCGAAGACAGCAUCACACUGUCAGACCCCGACAGCGAUGAUGGUGCCACCCUUGCCAGCCGCCAUAGCAGUGCUGCAGGAGGCAUGGCCAUCACCGGCUCACUUCCCUGGAAGGAUGGCGUGGUUUCCUUCGAAGUGGUCAUCAUGGAGAUGGAAGAUGUUGGAUCGGAGGGGUUGGAGAUUGGUAUCACUGGGUGUGGCCCAGAUGAUGGUUUUUUGAUGCACCGCGCCUAUGCAGUUCUGUCGCAUCCUUCAUGGGUCAGCAGUGACUACGGAAGUCUAUGGAUCAGUGGCAGGAAACAGCGCGGUGAUGACUUUCAGCCGUGGAAGGAUCUGGUUCCCAAAUGCCUUCGCCCUGGCGACGUGGUGCGUUUGGUGCUCUAUGUUGACUCAGGCGAUUUGGAAAUCUUCGUCAACGGGGCCAGCCAGGCCCGAUGGUUGGGUGAAAAAAUGCCAAAGAAGCUGGUCGUUUCUGAGGGGCAAGAACUAUUUGGUUUGGUGGGUCUUCGAAGGUGA